This is a messenger RNA of Alosa alosa (allis shad), 3433 nucleotides long. Its product is annotated as atrial natriuretic peptide receptor 1. Gene Ontology annotation, cellular component: membrane. The coding region runs from base 1 to 3102 and encodes 1033 amino acids. The transcript is spliced from 27 exons. The record is from RefSeq and is a predicted model, not a curated record. Lineage: Eukaryota; Metazoa; Chordata; Actinopteri; Clupeiformes; Clupeidae. Gene Ontology annotation, biological process: receptor guanylyl cyclase signaling pathway; intracellular signal transduction; protein phosphorylation. Gene Ontology annotation, molecular function: peptide hormone binding; protein kinase activity; natriuretic peptide receptor activity.
AUGACUGCUCUGGGAUUUGUCUUCAAAACAAUUCUCCUUCUACUGUUGUGUGUGCAACUGAGUUCUAGCUCAAAGUUCACCCUGCUGCUGUCUAUGCCCAACACCUCCAUACCCUUCAGCGUGGGGCGCAUGGGGGCGGGAGCGCUCAUCGCCAUAGAUACCAUCAACAGCAGGCCAGACAUACUGCCAGGUCAUCAACUGGACUACCAGUAUGUGGACGAUGAAUGUAAUGAUUUGACAGGUCCUGGGAAAAUAGUGGAGCUUCAGCACAAACACAACUACGCUGCCCUCAUUGGCCCUGCCUGUUCACAGGUUUGUGCAGUGACCUCCAAACUGGCUGCUUUUUGGAAUAUCGCUGUAGUCAGCCCUGUGUGUGCAGAACAGCAGUUUCUGGACAAAGAGGCUUACCCCACUCUCACGAGGGUGUUUGGGCCCUUCACAAAGAUGGGCUCCUUCUUUGUUGAGAUCUGUAAGGAAUUUGGCUGGCGACGAAUCGGGAUCAUCCAUGAAAACGACACUGUUUGGACUAUCCCUGCAGAGGGGAUCAGGUACCAGGCAGAGAUCAGCAACAUCACAAUCGCCAAAUCCCUGGAGCUGAGAGGGAAUUCCUCCCACACCUAUGCUCAGGCUCUGGCAGAGAUGGCCGAAGUUACCAGGAUCAUUGUGAUUUCAGCUCAAGGAAAUGUUGUGCGGAGGGUUCUCAUAGAAGCCCAUAGAAAAGGCCUCACCAAUGGGGAGUAUGUCUUCUUCUGCUUCGAACCAUACAAGCAUGAAGACCUGUUUGGCAACUUUGACUGGGAGCGAGGAGACGCAUAUGAUUCUAUGGCCAAGCAAGCUUACCAGGCCCUUUUCCUCCUCUCCCUCUACAAGCCCAGCAAUGACAAAUACAAGGAGUUUAAUGAGAAGGUCAAACUAAGGGCCAAAGAGGACUUUGGCUACCUGUACUCUGAAGAAGAAGAGGUGUCUGUUUUGGCUGCUAUUGCACAUGAUACAGUGUGGCUGUAUGCACAGGCACUAAACGAAAGCUUGGCAGAAAAUGGAAACCCAUACGAUGGCUUCAAUAUUACCCGCAAAAUGUGGAACAGGACAAUUACCGGUAUCCAAGGAGAUGUGACAAUUGAUUCAAAUGGUGACCGUGAAUCUGCAUACAUGAUGAAACAUAUGGAAGGCAGUGGAGAAUUUAAAGUGGUUGCUAACUACUCUGGGACAAAGAAGGUCUAUGAGGCAGUGAGAGGGGUCCAUAUUCUAUGGCCUGGGAGCCAGACAAUCCCGCCCAAGGACACACCUCAGUGUGGGUUCAGAGGGGAGCUCUGCAUCUACACUGACAGAAAAUUUGCUAUUGCUGUGGGGCUGAUAUCUGGCUUACUGACAGCGGGGAUUCUUGCUGUCUGUAUACUGUACAGGAAGUACAGGCUUCAGGAGGAGGCGUCCAUGAUGCUGUGGAGGGUCAGCCCUGGUGAAGUGAGCCUGAUGGAGCUGCAUUCCCCUGCCACAGCAGCUAAGGUUCCUUACGUGAGGUCCAGAGCCUUGCAGGCGUCUGUGGAGUCCAUCAUUGGCCAUGUGCAGGACCACUGCUCCUCUCACAGGCCUGCUGUCUAUAAAGAGAAUGUGUGUGCACUGCGUCUGCUCCACGUGAGGAGUGUGAGUCUGAGCAGCGAGCUGCAGACGGAGCUCAGACAGUGUAGGGAUUUAACGCACCGAAACAUCUGCAGUUUCAUAGGGGCCUGUCUAGAGUCUCCCCAGCCCUUCCUCCUGACUGAGUACUGUCCCAAAGGAAGUCUGCAGGACAUUUUAAAGAGCGAGUCAAUCAAGCUAGACUGGAGUUUUAAGUACUCCCUUCUGCUGGAUAUUGUGAAGGGGAUGGACUACCUGCACUGCAGCCCAUUGCGCUCCCAUGGGCAUCUGACCUCCAGGAACUGUGUGGUGGACAGCCGCUUUGUGCUGAAAGUGACUGACUUUGGCAUCAGCCCCCUGAGACGGGUGAACUCCACCAUUCCCCCUGACAGCCCUGGAUACCACCAGGCCCUGCUGUACAGGGCCCCAGAGCUUUUGAGGCAGACGAUGCCUGCUAAUGGCACCCAGAAGGGAGAUGUGUACAGCUUCAGCAUCAUUGUUCAGGAAGUUGUGUACCGCCAUGGGCCCUUCUACAUACCAAACACCAGUCUUAAGCCCAUAGACAUAGUGGAGAGGGUGAGGGCCGGAGGCAGAAGCCCACUGAGACCUCACAUAGACAGCGUUGAGUGCCCCGAGGAGAUGGAGGCUCUCAUUAAGAACUGCUGGAGAGAGAGGCCUGCUGACCGGCCUGAAUUCUCCUCCCUCAGAGUGACCAUCAAGAAGCUCAGCCCAACUGGGGGCAGUGAGCACAUCAUGGAUGACUUGCUGUCCCGUCUGGAGCAGUAUGCGUGUAACCUGGAGGAGGUGGUGAGUGAGCGCACCGCUCAGCUCCUGGAGGAGAAGAGGCGGGCCGAGAGCCUCCUCACGCAGAUGUUGCCACGGUCUGUUGCUGUGCAGCUAAUCGUUGGAAAGACCGUGCAGGCUGAGACGUAUGACUGUGUCACUAUUUAUUUCAGUGACAUUGAGGGUUUCACCGCCAUGUCUGCUACCCUUACACCGAUGCAGGUCGUGAAUGUACUGAAUGAUUUAUAUACAUAUUUUGACAACAUCAUUGACAACCACGAUGUUUACAAGGUUGAGACCAUUGGCGAUGCCUACAUGGUGGUUUCUGGUCUUCCUAUUAGGAAUGGAGAUGCUCAUGCUAAAGAAAUAGCUGGAAUGUCAUUAGCCAUAGUGCAGGGCAUGGCCCAGUACCAGAGUCCUCAUGUGCUGGGGCAGCAGAUGAAGGUCCGCAUCGGGCUGCACUCAGGUCCCUGUGUAGCAGGUGUGGUUGGCCUGAAGAUGCCACGCUAUUGCUUAUUCGGAGACACAGUGAACACUGCCUCCAGGAUGGAGUCGCACGGUCUGCCGCUAAAGAUCCACAUCAGCGGCUCCACGAAGGCUCUCCUGGACACAUUUGGGACGUUCCGCUGUGAGCUGAGAGGAGACAUCCUCAUGAAGGGAAAAGGGCUUGUGAGGACAUUCUGGCUUUUGGGAGAGGACCAGUAAAAAUGUUUUCCCAGCGUAAUUUCAUUUUCUAUCCAUCGAAAGCAAUGGCCUGUUUCUUUUUUCCAGGGACCUAAUGUCUUAUAAAGCAACUUCAUUAGUUAUCUAUAUUAGGCUUGGUGCACAAUGCAAUGGUCCAGUGAAUGUUUUGCUAGAUUGAAGUGAUUCAGAGCUGUUCUGAGAUUCUACUCUGUUCUGAAAAUUACACAUUUGUCCUACUCCCUUUCACUUUGAGAUUACUGUGCACCUGAUUGCAUAAAAAUCUAAUUACAGUUCACCUUGAAAUGAUCAAUUUCUGUUUCAUGCUCAUUAAAGACAUGAAGGAAUAGACAUC